AUGACCACAGCCACCACUCUAGGGGAUGCCGUCUUCUCACUGAACAUGACCAGAGGAGAAGACUUCCUGUAUAAGAGUAAGGUGGACUUUGGGGGGAAGGUUGCCAAGGCCAGCUUCAGGGUCAACUUCCUGGUCCCUCUGCUUGCCAUCCUUGUGAGAAUGAGAACUAGGCGGGAGCUGGAGCCCAAGAGUCCGAAGCCACCUGUGCCUCCUCCCCUGGACCCAAACAGCAAUGGCAGCCAGCAGCCUGCUACAGUGACCUUCAACCCUGCAGACAUCCAAGUGGAGACACGGUGACCCUGUCCCAGCACCAUCCCUUCCUCUGCAAAGAGCUUUGAUGACCCAGAAGCCCACUCUUCUGGCAGCUUCACUGAGUUCUUUCUGGUUGGGUAAACUGAGAGGCACCUUUCAUACAGCCCCCUGCAGCUUGAAGCCAUCCUUAACUGUGUUCUGCCUGGCCACCCCAGCUGUGUCCAUAAUCCUGCUGCCACUAUACCAAAGAGCUAAGGACAAUCUUUUGUCACCUGAUGAGAAGAACCAUGCUGGGGAUACUGGUGUGAGUCUGGUUCUUGCCCCACAAAUGCUACAGCUAGACAGACAGACAGACAGACAGACAGACAGACAGACAGACAGACAGACAG
Molecule: messenger RNA, 641 nt
Organism: Cricetulus griseus (Chinese hamster)
Lineage: Eukaryota; Metazoa; Chordata; Mammalia; Rodentia; Cricetidae
Source: RefSeq, a predicted model, not a curated record